UCAAUUUUGAUCGACAAAAUAAAGCAAUAAGGAGUCAUCGUCUCUCCUCUUUUCCCAAACGCAAACCCUAGAAAGAGGAAAAGAGAAAAGAGUCUCCUUUGUGGAGAGCCGAGAGAGCGAAGAUGGUGUUCUACUUCAAAGCCCGACCAGAAGCCGGAGACUACACCAUCUUCAUGGGUCUUGACAAAUUCGAGAACGAAGAACUCAUCAAAUACGGGUUUCCGGAAGAUAUAUGGUUCCAUGUGGACAAAAUGUCUUCUGCCCAUGUUUAUCUAAGGAUGCGUAAAGGUCAAACAAUUGAUGACAUUUCUGAAGGACUUCUUGAAGAUUGUGUUCAACUUGUCAAAGCAAAUUCCAUCCAAGGAAAUAAAGUGAACAACAUUGAUGUUGUUUAUACACCUUGGCAAAACUUAAAGAAGACUCCAUCCAUGGAUGUAGGUCAAGUUGGCUUCCACAACAAUAAAGCUGUGCGCACUGUGAGGGUGGAGAAGCGAAUAAAUGAGGUAGUUAAUAGACUGAACAGGACAAAAGUGGAAAGAAAACCUGAUCUGAAAGCUGAGCGUGAAGCAGUUAAUGCUGCAGAAAGGGCAGAGAGGAAGCAGCAGCUGAGAGACAAAAAAAGGAGAGAGGAGAUGGAAAGGCUUGAAAAGGAGAGACAAGCGGAGGUGAGGAGCUACAAAAAUCUAAUGGUGGCUGACAAAAUGACUUCCAAUAAAGAGAUUGCAUCAACCCACAAGUCCUUACAAGAACUCGAAGAGGAUUUCAUACUUGUGGAUUUCAAGUGUUAUGAUUAUGAUGAUGAUGAUGCCCCGAGUCUCUUGGUUUUUGUGGAUGUUUAA
Messenger RNA from Lactuca saligna, 839 nucleotides. The record is from the annotation of a GenBank genome assembly. NCBI's taxonomy places the organism in Eukaryota, Viridiplantae, Streptophyta, Magnoliopsida, Asterales, Asteraceae.